Cercospora beticola is the source of this 2654-nucleotide messenger RNA. It is a transcript of the gene CAT2, whose product is annotated as carnitine O-acetyltransferase CAT2. Lineage: Eukaryota; Fungi; Ascomycota; Dothideomycetes; Mycosphaerellales; Mycosphaerellaceae. Gene Ontology annotation, cellular component: peroxisome; mitochondrion. The record is from RefSeq and is a predicted model, not a curated record. Gene Ontology annotation, biological process: carnitine metabolic process. Gene Ontology annotation, molecular function: carnitine O-acetyltransferase activity.
GUGCUGGGCAGGAGACGAGCAGUUUCACUAGACGGGGCACUUCUCACUUGCGCAGUCACAACUACACAGACACAUGUCGACCUGCAGCUGAUAUCACGCGGCUCACUUGUGAAAGACGAUCAAAGACCGAGCGACCCCUGUCGCGCCGAAGACAGAAUCCGCAGUGUCUGUUCUCUUUUGUGCCGAGGUCCAAGGAACGGGCUGCGUUGUGACGACAGCAGCCGGCAGCACCAACCACGAGACGGCCGCCCGGAGCUACGCAAAAGUGCAGCGCGCGCGACGAGAAUUGCCAGCUUCGACCGCGGGAAACGACAGGGUGCUUCGGCUAUCACAGCGCUGCGGAAAUAUUCUUAGUACGAGGCCACACAGAGUCUCGAGUUCCCUUCCUUUCUGCUCGUCCUCCCCUCGUUCCACUGUGCCAUGUUCGCGGCGGUUGCCAGAAGGCGAGUCUUCAAUUCUGCUGCUCCAGCGACGGCCAUUUACCGAGGGACAACUACUCCAGGCCUGCAGAAAUUCACCAUGGCACAACAGCAGAAGCGAAAGCAGAGCAGUCUGCCAGCAGGCUACAAAGAGGACCACAGCAAAGGUGCCAUGCUCAGAUUCGAGGAGUCGCUGCCACGGUUACCUGUGCCCACGCUCGAAGAGACGGCGAAGCGCUACCUGAAAUCCGUCCACCCACUGCUCACACCAGCCGAAUAUGACAACACCAAAAUGGCCGUGGAGGCAUUCGUGAAGCCCGGCGCAGUCGGACAUACACUACAGGACAGGCUAAAGGCCAGAGCUGCGGACCCUGGGACCAAGAACUGGUUGUCCGAGUGGUGGAACGAGGCGGCGUAUUUGGGAUACAGAGACCCCAUUGUGCCAUACGUUUCAUACUUCUACAGUCACCGCGAUGACAGGAAACGAAGGGACCCCGCGAAGCGUGCCGCAGCUAUUGCAUUCGCUACACUCGAGUUCAAGAAGCAGGUGGACACAAACGCACUGGAACCAGAAUACAUGAAGAAACUCCCCAUGGCCAUGAACUCGUACAUCUGGAUGUUCAACGCAUGCAGGAGACCAGCGAAGCCAUCCGACUACCCUGUCAAGUAUGACGCCGAGCAGAACCAGCACAUUCUCGUCAUUCGCAAGAAUGCUUUCUUCAAGGUGCCACACACCCACAAUGGCCAGAACCUGAGCGCGAAGGAGCUGGAGUAUCAGUUCAGACGCGUGUAUGAGAUGGCAGAGAAGGCUCCAGCAGUCGGUAUCAUGACUACAGAAAACCGCGAUAACUGGUCAGACAUGCGGGAGCGUCUGGUCAAGGCGGACCCAGCCAACCAGGCAGUGCUUGAGGCUAUUGAAGGUGCUUCAUUCGUUGUCUGUCUCGACGACGCUACUCCUGUGACUCUCCACGAGCGUUCCCGCCAAUAUUGGCACGGCGACGGCAGCAACAGAUGGUUCGACAAGCCUUGCCAAUUCAUUGUCAACGACAAUGGCACUUCUGGAUUCAACGGCGAGCACAGCAUGAUGGACGGCACACCCACUUCACGACUCAACGACACCAUCCUGCACUGGAUGUUCAACGACAAACUCGACUUCGAGAACCCUCAAUUCCGAUCUGACAUUCCCGACCCAGCACCAUUGAAAUUCAAGCUCUCCGGCGAGAACUACGCCGACAUCGCCCUCGCGCAAACACACCACAUCGGGCUCAUGAGCCAACACGAGCUCCGCGUCGAAGCCUUCCAAGGCUACGGCAAAGGCCUCAUGAAGAAAUUCAAGUGCUCGCCCGACGCCUACGUCCAAAUGAUCAUCCAACUCGGCUACCACAAAUUCUACGGCAAGAACCGCCCAACCUACGAAUCCGCCGCCACGAGACGUUUCCAGGAAGGACGAACGGAAACUUGCCGAACUGUGUCCGACGAAGUAGUUGCUUUCUGCAAUGCUAUGGCCCAUCAUCUCAGCACAGACGAGGAGUGCCGCGACCUCUUCCGCAAGGCCAUCGGUGCUCACAUUGAAUACAUCACCGCCGCUUCUGACGGAAAGGGCGUGGACAGACAUCUCUUCGGUCUGAAGAAACUCCUCAAAGAAGGCGAAGAAGUUCCCCAGAUUUUCAAGGAUCCGGCGUAUACGUACAGCAGCUCGUGGUUCAUUUCUUCGAGUCAGUUGUCUUCGGAGUACUGGAAUGGAUAUGGUUGGAGUCAGGUUAUUGAUGAUGGAUGGGGAAUCGCCUACAUGAUCAACGAAAACAGCGUCCAAUUCAACAUCGUCAGCAAGAACCUCGGAGCGGAACGCAUGGCUUUCUUUUUGAAUGAGGCGGCGCAGGAUAUUCGAGCGAUUUUGGAGAGUGAGAAUACUAGUGCUAAGGCGAAGUUGUAAGAGCAAGAGGACAUUCAUGCGUCAAAGCCCAACUCAUAUCCGGCCAUGCCUAAUUCUGAGCUGGGCAUGGGGGACGAGUUACUCAUGCUAGACAUCUACGCGGGGAGAAGAAUCUAUCUUUGGUGUCAUAUGUGGUUAUGCUGCUCCGCUUGGCUCGAAUGUUGGGGCUGAGGAAUGAGUCCUUUAUUGUUUUAUCUUGACAUAUUAGGAGCAAUCAUGAUGUCCCGAAGUAUGGGGCAUAAGGAGUGAUGAACGUUUUGUAUUGCGGUAGAGAGAGAGAAAAUCGAGAGAAGUGCGCGACA